Hemisphaericaspora subhashii is the source of this 297-nucleotide messenger RNA. Its product is annotated as U4/U6-U5 snRNP complex subunit. The transcript has 2 exons. Gene Ontology annotation, molecular function: RNA binding. Gene Ontology annotation, cellular component: U6 snRNP; precatalytic spliceosome; U4/U6 x U5 tri-snRNP complex. Gene Ontology annotation, biological process: mRNA splicing, via spliceosome. Lineage: Eukaryota; Fungi; Ascomycota; Pichiomycetes; Serinales; Debaryomycetaceae. Bases 1 to 297 code for a protein of 98 amino acids. The record is from RefSeq and is a predicted model, not a curated record.
AUGUCAGAUCUAAAGACAUUCUUAGAAAUACAAGUCAUUACAUCUGACGCCAGAUUCUUUGAAGGAACAUUACAAGGAUAUGAUAAAUCAACCAAUAUAAUAUUAGGCAAUUGUAUAGAGAGAAUACUAUAUAGUGAAGAAGAGAAUGAAGAUAAUCAAGUGAUCCCAUUGGGUGUUUAUAUUAUGAGAGGUGGAGAAAUUGUAUGCAUUGGAGAAGUUGAUGAAGAUAAAUACAAGCUGAUAGAUUGGAUGAUGAUAAAAGCAGAACCUUUAAAAGGAACUAAGAAUCCACUAUAA